AUGACCCGCCGGAGCCUGUGGGACGUGUCGGAGGCCAACGUCGAGGAUGGAGACGUCCGCAUCAACGUAGGGGGCUUCAAGGGGCGGCUGCGCUCGCACACGCUGCUGCGCUUCCCGGAGACGCGCCUGGGCCGCCUGCUGCUCUGCCACUCGCGCGAGGCCAUCCUGGAGCUCUGCGACGACUACGACGACGUCCAGCGCGAGUUCUACUUCGACCGCAACCCCGAGCUCUUCCCCUACGUGCUGCACUUCUACCGCACCGGCCGGCUGCACGUCAUGGCCGAGCUGUGCGUCUUCUCCUUCAGCCAGGAGAUCGAGUACUGGGGCAUCAACGAGUUCUUCAUCGACUCCUGCUGCAGCUACAGCUACCACGGCCGCAAAGUGGAGCCCGCGCAGGAGAAGUGGGAGGAGCAGAGCGACCAGGAGAGCACCUCGUCCUCCUUUGACGAGAUCCUGGCCUUCUACAACGACGCCUCCAAGUUCGAGGGGCAGCCCCUGGGCAACUUCCGGCGGCGGCUGUGGCUGGCGCUGGACAACCCGGGCUACUCGGUGCUGAGCCGGGUCUUCAGCAUCCUGUCCAUCCUGGUGGUACUGGGGUCCAUCAUCACCAUGUGCCUCAACAGCCUGCCGGACUUCCAGGUCCCCGACAGUCAGGGCAACCCUGGCGAGGACCCCAGGUUCGAAAUCGUGGAGCACUUCGGCAUCGCCUGGUUCACGUUCGAGCUGCUGGCCAGGUUCGCGGUGGCCCCCGACUUCCUCAAGUUUUUCAAGAAUGCCCUCAACCUGAUCGACCUCAUGUCCAUCGUCCCCUUUUACAUCACUCUGGUGGUGAACCUGGUGGUGGAGAGCACGCCGACCUUGGCCAACUUGGGCCGAGUGGCCCAGGUCCUGAGGCUGAUGCGGAUUUUCCGCAUCUUAAAGCUGGCCAGGCACUCCACGGGCCUCCGCUCCCUGGGGGCCACCCUGAAAUACAGCUACAAGGAAGUGGGGCUGCUUUUGCUCUACCUCUCCGUGGGGAUUUCCAUUUUCUCCGUGGUGGCCUACACCAUCGAAAAGGAGGAGAACGAGGGCCUGGCCACCAUCCCCGCCUGCUGGUGGUGGGCCACCGUCAGCAUGACCACGGUGGGGUACGGGGACGUGGUCCCGGGAACCACGGCAGGGAAACUGACGGCCUCUGCCUGCAUCCUGGCAGGUAUCCUCGUGGUGGUGCUGCCCAUCACCUUGAUCUUCAACAAGUUCUCCCACUUCUAUCGGCGCCAAAAGCAACUUGAGAGCGCCAUGCGCAGCUGUGACUUUGGAGACGGAAUGAAGGAGGUCCCUUCCGUCAAUUUAAGGGACUACUAUGCCCAUAAAGUUAAAUCCCUCAUGGCGAGCCUGACAAACAUGAGCAGGAGCUCGCCAAGCGAAUUAAGUUUAAAUGAUUCCCUACAGUAG
Eptesicus fuscus (big brown bat) is the source of this 1434-nucleotide messenger RNA. RefSeq names its product potassium voltage-gated channel modifier subfamily S member 2 (gene KCNS2). Gene Ontology annotation, biological process: protein homooligomerization; regulation of delayed rectifier potassium channel activity; potassium ion transmembrane transport. Gene Ontology annotation, molecular function: protein binding; voltage-gated potassium channel activity. The transcript has a single exon. The record is from RefSeq and is a predicted model, not a curated record. Lineage: Eukaryota; Metazoa; Chordata; Mammalia; Chiroptera; Vespertilionidae. Gene Ontology annotation, cellular component: membrane; voltage-gated potassium channel complex. The coding region runs from base 1 to 1434 and encodes 477 amino acids.